CUUAACAGCAGACGAUAAAACAAGUGUAGAACAGCAGUCUGUCGUCUGCUGUGCGCGAGCUGUGAGAUCAGACGAUCUGAAGGAAUGGGGGAAACAAGUUUUGUUUUGAAGUGAAGCUAUCAUGUGAAAUUGUGAUUUCUGUUUGCGGAUUUAAUUCUUGUGAAUGGAUAGAGAUUAUUCUUCUAGAUGGAUUACGGGAUAUGUUAAGUGAGUUUGAUAUUUAUGUAAAUGUUUUAACUGUAAGAUGCAGUCUACCAACAACGAAGAGAGAUUCGUGGUGUAUUACUAAGCUUACUAUAGUCAUUAUGAGUCAGAUUAUAGAUGUAUGUCUUGAUGGUUGGCGGAAUGAAUGAUGUAAACGGGAUGACGAUUCGACUAAUCAUUUAAUCCUGGGUUAACUCGACAAUUUAAUGUGAGAUGGCCGCGACGAGACUUCUGAGAUAUGUGGUUUUCGUGAUCAUGGUAUGCUGUUCUAUCAAUGCCGAACUGUUGUGUACAGAUGCCUCGUGUCUGUGUACACCCACUUACUACGAUCAGGGCAUCUUAUGGCUGUGUAAAAUACCAUGGUUACGAGAAAACACAAUCAACUUUGAACGCUUACCAACAAACGAUUCUAAAUUCCUGACUUUAAGAUGUGACGAAACGAGUGGGAUAUGGAGUGCACUGUGGAAUCACAUGUUUAAAAUUUUACCCAAACUGAUAGUACUGAGAAUUGAGAAUUGUCAAAUCAGCCAGAUUCCGGAGUUAGCCUUUUCUGGUUUAAAUAAAUUAGAGGAACUAACUAUCAAAUAUUCCUCUAUAUCAAUGAUCCAUGAAAAUAGUUUAAAUAAUUUACCUAGAUUACGAUUACUGGAAUUUAUCUCGAGCGGAAUCCGCCAUUUACCAAAACUCUGUUCUGUUAAGACAUUGCGAACUCUAAACGUUUCACACAAUUUUAUCACCAGUUACGACAAAACAGGCGUGAAAUGUGACAAUAAUAACGACCAAUUGCCGAACUUUGAAGUGUUGGACGUCAGUUAUAAUCUUAUUGAAACCAUUCCCUCGUGGUUAGGCAAUUCGUUUCCAAAGCUGAAAAGACUGACAAGUUCUGAUAAUGUUGUAAAUCGGGUCGACCUAGGGACGAUAAAUAAUCUUCCUGAGCUAAUGUGGCUGGAUCUUGGGAACAAUUCAUUAACAUCAAUUGAUAGUGAAAUGAUGAGUAAUUGUUCGGAGUUAGUUGUUCUGUCCUUGGGUGAUAAUCCUGUUCGACGUCUUCCUCCAGGACUAAUGUCCAACCACACUAAAUUAGUUCAUCUGUAUCUGAAUAACCUCUCACUAAACGAUGAUAUAUGGUCGGAGUUCCUGACGCUAAAACGUCUGGAAUAUUUACAUCUUAGAUCGAAUUUGUUGACCUUUGUAAACAGUUCUGUUAUGGAGAGGAUACCCCUGCUGAAGGAGCUCGAUUUAUCCAAUAAUUUCAUUACCCAGUUCAAUAUCUUUACUUUUAAAGACCAGUACAUGCUGAAACUAUUGAAUCUCUCAAACAACCAGAUACAGGCCGUGCCCAAACAGGCCUUUAAACUGAUCCAUAGCCUUAAAGAGUUGGACAUGUCCAGAAAUAAUCUAACAUCAUUCUCUAAAUCGGCUUUUAAAGGAUUAAGAAAGUUAAAAUCUGUGGACUUGAGUCAGAAUGAAAUCAAAGGUUUCUCAAUUGGAGUAUUCAAUGAAGUAUCGACAUUACAAAAAUUAAACCUUUCGCAUAAUAUUCUUACUAAACUGCCCGGAUUCCAUGAAAUGAAUUCUCUGGAUGUUUUGGAUUUAAGUAACAAUCACCUCGCUAUGGUCGACAUUUCCACAUUUUUCGGUCUUACUGGAUUAAUAGACUUGGAUUUAUUUAAUAAUAAAAUUGAAUAUAUUCCUCACGGUGUGUUCCAGCAUUGUCAACAGCUAGAACGAUUAAAUUUAGCCAACAACGGAAUCCGACAAAUAUCGGCCGGCGGCUUUUUAAAUUUAAAACAAUUAAACUAUCUGAAUCUUGGUGAUAAUAACCUGGCUGAAACCGUCACAGUUCUCAGUAAUCUCAACAGCUUAACAAAUCUGGUUCUUAGACAGAAUUCCGUUACUAAGAUAUAUCGAGGUCAGUUCCCCGAUGCCAUCCAAACUCUAGAUUUAUCGUACAACAAGAUUACGUAUAUGGCCCCUUUCACCUUCCGGACCAUGAAAAACUUAAAAUCAGUGCGAUUGGAAUUUAACAAUCUGACAAGUCUUCAGAUGCAAUCGGUGGAGAUAUCGCGUGAUGUUCAACCUAAACCAUUGUUUUAUAUUAGCGCUAAUCCAUUUCAAUGUGACUGUAGUCUGUCAUGGCUGAAGGAACUGGCCGAGUUGGACGCGGCUAAUGUGGAUUUAUAUCCUAAUAUUGUGGAUUUACAACUACUCCGGUGUUCCAGUGUGUAUAAUUCCUCUCCGAAAUUUUUUAAAUAUGUGCCACGUUCUGAUUUCCUGUGUUCGUAUCGCGAGAAGUGUGAAUAUAACUGCCCGUGUUGUGGAAUGAAGUCAUGCGCGUGUAGAUACGAAUGUCCCCCAGGAUGUCAAUGUCUGAUUUCGGAUGAUAAAACUAAUAUACAUAAAGUACAUUGUGAAAAUCAGAACAUGACGUCAGUUCCGGUUGCCAUACCGUACGCCGUAACCGAUUUAAUGUUAGAUGGGAAUAAUUUUACGACAAUACAACGUGACGUGUUUAAAGGUCUAGAGAACGUGAAAAGGCUUUAUUUGAAUAACAGUAAUAUCCACACACUACAGAACGCGUCGUUUAUUGGAUUAGAUAAUGUCGAAGAAUUGUAUUUAAAUAAUAAUAAUAUUACUGUAAUACCGUCACUAGCCUUCCCGGAGUUGAGCAAACUUCAAGAAAUGUAUUUAAAUAACAAUGCUAUUCAUACGAUUGAAGACGAAUCCCUAGGACGUCUGAAAUCUUUACAAAUACUAUCAUUGGAUAACAAUAUGUUACACUUCAUUCCAUUGCAUGACUUGAAGCAACUUUUAAACAAUAGUUAUAUUUCAUUGGCUCAAAAUCCAUGGUCAUGUGACUUUAAUUUUGUUUGUAAUUUUGUUGAUUUGUUGACGUCACAUUCUAAAAUGUUAAUGGAUUCUAGUGACGUCAAGUGCACGUGGGAUGACGACGCCUAUAGUAUAUCAUUAUUGGAUGACGAAGUGAAAAUGCAGUGUUCCUUGAACAAAACUGAGUUUAUUAAUUCCACGAUCGAACAGCCACAAACAAAAGGCCGAGACGUUCACAUAGCUGCUCUGGUGACCAUUUCCGUGGCGACAGGGAUUAUAUUUGGAGUUUUGAUUUUAAUUUAUUGGAAACGAGACUUGAUACAGGUCUGGUGUUUUAUUAAAUAUGGCUGGAGAGUGCAUAACAACACGGAUGACGAGGACGACGAUGCUAAAAGGCCGUUUGAUGCCUUUUUAUCGUACAGCAAUCGCGAUGAAUUAUUUGUUAUUAAUGAACUAGCACCGCGACUUGAACACGGCGAAAAGAAAUAUAAACUAUGUCUUCACUAUCGAGAUUUUCCGAUUGGAGCUUGUAUUGCAGAAACGAUCGUGCGUAGUGUGGAGUGUAGUAAAAGAACGGUGAUGCUUAUUUCGGACCAUUUCUUACAAAGUGAAUGGUGUCGAUACGAGUUUCAAACGGCUCACCAUCAAGUUCUUACCGAGAAAAAGAAUAGACUUAUUUUAAUUCUGCUUCACGAUAUUGAUCAUAAUAAACUCGACUCUCAGUUAAAACUUUAUUUUAAAACAAGAACCUAUUUAAAAUACAAUGACCCCUGGUUCUGGGACAAGUUGUAUUACGCUAUGCCGGACACGUGUCUUCCGGUGUUAGAGCGGAAUGGAACGAUCAAACGUGAGCGAUUACCAAUGGAUGACCGUUUCCAGAGAAACAUUAGUCAGUUAUCGGAUCAGAUUCUUAAUGAAGAUAUGUACGAAGUUCCUUUAACGAAUCACUAUCAAACUAUAGAAUCACCGGGGAACUCCGAAUAUAUUUACGGUUCAUCAUCCGGGCACUAUGAAGAGGUAAACCCAUGUCCCAACCCAACGAUCAUAGCACGUAUUAAUCCGCCACCACCAGUACCCAAACACCCUCCACCACCUCGAUCUAGUUCUAUUUGUAAACCUCCACCGUCUAGAACCAGUUCUGUUUGUAAACUGUGAGGUAUCUGGAAUAACAAUAUGUCGUUUAGUGCUAUAUCAUAUAUUUAGACCAGGAGUGGAGUCCCAAUCACUACUCACCAUGUUGCUCUUGGUCUAUAGGGGACGACGCUCAAAGUUCCGCCGAUUAAAAUACAAUCUACACGAAACAUGACAUGUUUGUCCCUUGGACGAAUGUACGCCAUUUUGCGGACGUCGACUUUCGAGGUGACGUCACUAUUCAAGAUGGUGGUGAUGACGCCACUCUCUGUCCCUGAUCUACAUGUUCAUUUGUUACGUCAUGUAAGAAAUUGCAAAUAAAACUCAAUUUGCUCGGAACAAAAAGAACAGUGAUGAAGUCUGUCAACAAAGUGUUUUCAUUCCAUUACAAACCAACCCAAACGCCACCAUCAUCAACAAUCGUCAUGUAAUGUCUGUCUGGUGUACGAUCUUGUUUCAAUGUUUGGUCAUUCUUCAAUAUAUUUUUAUUGACAUGAAUCAUUCUCGUUGUAUAUCAGUAUUAUUAUUACAGUGUAUUAUUGAAGUUGCAAUCUGAUUAAACCAUAGAUCCUAUUUCGUUUCGUUUCUUUAUAGUUCAAAAUUUCGUUUUACUUGUCUUCACAACACUAGGAUCUGGAAGAGUUGUUCUGGGUGAUGUUAGGGAUUAGCUAGUGAAACUGUCUGUUACGGCGAGUUUUUGGCGUGCGAUGCAUGGAACUGUGGGUAAACCAAUAGAAACGUCAACGCUGAACGAUUAAUCAAUGUCUGACGUCAUAGGGCCAAGAGUCGCUCGUACGACUACUGACGCGACCUUCGACUAAAACCGGUCAGAUGUAACAAAAGGAAAUAUAGAUCUGGGUUUAAUCAGAUUGUUGUAAUUGUGAAUUAUUGUUUUAAAAUGAAGUGAUGUAUAAUAUAUAUCGCAGAUAUGGCGGACAAUGUUUAAUCAACUCAAUAUCUAAGCCAUCCGAUUGUGGGCUUGUCAUGUGAAUAAAUGUCUAAAUAAUAAUAAUUUAUAUAACAUUUGAAGCCCGAAAUACACCAGACAAAUCUCACGCAUAAUAGCUGAUUAUCUAUUAGUAGAUAUAUGUUUUUAUACUCGUCUUCCAGUAACUUUGUAAAUAUAAAUGUUUAUUUUUUUGUUUUUGAUAUGCCAUUGUAUGUACUCAUUGUAGCGUAGUCACUCAAUCCGAGACCGGUCUUCGUCUGUCUUUUUUUAACUCGAAUUUUGAUAGAGAAGAGAGAUAAUUGGAAUUUAAGGUCGACUCGACACAGACUACGUCCAUUUCCGGAGUAACAUAUGGUUUAAUUUUAUAUAAGAAAUUCGCUUGCACGUAGGGGUCUUUAGCAGUGGGACGAAAUCGGAAGAUCCGGCGAAAAUCCACGAGGUUGGACACACGACCCUACCGAUUGCUACGUACAAGCGGGGAAUCGAAACCGCGCCAUGUUGCUCAAUGACAGACCUUAAUAUCUAACGCGCACGCAUUAAACCGAAUCGAGAUAUGGACAGCUUGUACCCGAAUUCUUGAGAUUGUUUUCUGUAUUUUAAUCAAGAACGGAUCCGACACUCUUCGAAAAAGGCCUAAGCUCCGCGACAAUUUAAGUAUGAUGAUAUGGAACUUGGCAUCCUUAUUCCUUGGACGUCGAUUGACGGCCUUCGAUUUUUGAUAUGACGUCAUGUGUUCAAGAUGAUGGCGGCGAUGACGUCAUCCUCAUUUCCUGGUCCAUAUAGUAAUGUCAUACUUGUUUAUUCAGAAAAAAAACCCAGAGCCACAACAAUUCGUCUAAGCUUGUAUUUUAACGUCUGCUUCCACGAUAGUAAUAUCGCAGCAAAGUAUCCAACGUCUUCCAUGUAGCUGAUUAUAUCUAUGUUCGUAUAUUAAAUGUUUUAGCGUGUUUUGUCUUCCAUACUUUUUAUACUCAUUUGUCUUUGUUUGAUCUGGUAAGAUAUAUUAUUUUCCGAUACUGCCAAAUUAUUUCUGUUAAUGUUUUUAUUAUUUUACACAUACAUUUUGAAUAAACUAAUGUAAUAUGUGA
This is a messenger RNA of Patella vulgata (common limpet), 6201 nucleotides long. Its product is annotated as toll-like receptor Tollo. Bases 418 to 4188 code for a protein of 1256 amino acids. Lineage: Eukaryota; Metazoa; Mollusca; Gastropoda; Patellidae. The record is from RefSeq and is a predicted model, not a curated record. The transcript is spliced from 3 exons. Gene Ontology annotation, molecular function: protein binding. Gene Ontology annotation, biological process: signal transduction.